Molecule: messenger RNA, 1512 nt
Organism: Hyaloperonospora brassicae
Lineage: Eukaryota; Oomycota; Peronosporomycetes; Peronosporales; Peronosporaceae
Source: the annotation of a GenBank genome assembly
AUGCGGCAGCGCACGAGUCCCAAGACACUGCAGCAGCAGCAGCAGCGAAAGGAAAAACGGGAGCGCCAGUCGCUUUGCGCCCCGAACGCACUUGCGGGCGACGGGUCGGGUCAAGAGUCGACCAUUUAUAUCGGUGGCUUCAUCACGACAAGUGGUGUGCUGCAGAUCGUCGUGGGCUUUGCAGUGAGCAGCGUCUUGUUCAGCGGCGCGCUGCUCUUUUGUGGCGCGCUACUGGUCGUGGUGGGCAUUGCGUUGCUGCACUGCAGCAAUGGGAAGGCGAAGCAGCAGAGAUUGAGCCUUGCGAGCGUCGUCCAUCGCCUCUUGGCGCUACGUCGGAGUGCGUUGGACUACUCGCUGACACUCUCGAUCGCGCCCAGGGACGAGCGUUGCCAGACGCAGAGCAAAGUGCCGAGGAUUGCGGCAGCAGCACCGCUGACUGUUGUGUCGCAGAAGGUGGAGACGGCAACGAUGGCGUCAAAGCCAGAGAACUUGCAGCUGGGGCAGAAGAACGAGACGACUGCUCUUGCAAGCAGUGCCUCGAUCGCGACGCGUGACGUCUUGCCACGGAUCAGGUUGGAUGGACUGGAAACGACCGAAGAGCUGUACACUUGGGAGAAACCCAGGGCCAAGUCGGAGCCAAAGCGGGUACGACGCGGUCGACCGCUGCUGCCGCUCAAGGCCCAGUUGACGCAGUUGCAGCCAGUGCAGGAGACUGAAAGAGCAGCACCGAAGCAAAAAGCAAAACAGGACAAUGUAACGUCCAGCGCAUUGACGACGUCCGUGAAGGCUGUGCACGUGCGGACCGGAAGCAAGAAGAUGCAGCCUGUAAAGCAAAAGGCUUCGCCAUGUGAGGCGGCUCCCCGAUCUGCCGCCGUCGAGUCAAAGAUCGGUCCACUUUUGGUGCCCCUCGACGCGAAAGCUGCGGCUGUACUGCCGAAGUCGAAGCCGAAGAAGGCUGUAUCUCCUGCAGUUCCUGUUCCUGUGAAGACUGCCACAUGUGCUGUGGCUUCACUGACGGACUUGCCAAAGCGCAAGUUUUCGGCUGAACCUGCUCAUAGCAAGCCAGCCGUCCAGCAAGUCGUCGUCACCCGCAAGGUGUUGCUGUAUGUGAAGCCACAAGCUGAACCAGUGCUGAAGAACAAGAAGCGAGCCGUGGAGCAGGGCACCAAAGGCGUGCAAGAGAUUGGGCCCGACCAAGAACUUGCAGAGACGGUUUUUUCGCCGGAGGAGGUCUCACCGUCGUCACAGCCAACGGUGCCGCACACGUCGGCGUUGCUGUCUACCACUGGUGUGAUGGAACCGAACUUUUUGCAGGACAUUGAGCUGGACCCGAUAUCAAAGCCAGAAAAGAAGUUGGCCUCGUUGAGCUCUCAGCGUUUCAAGUCCGAGGGGAAUGCUGAGUUGCGCUUGAUGUUGGACGAGCUCGAUGCGAUGCGUUUGGAGCUCGACUCUGCAAUGGCUCGUUGCACGUCGCUGCUCGAUGGCGGAAAAGAAGCUAAGGAACUGCAUUGA